GGCGCCAAAUUCAGUUGGCGCGUAACCUCCUAUCGAAAAAAUCAAUGAUCAUUAUACUGUGUGUAGCCUAGGUAGCGGAAGGAGUGAAUGCUUUUAGCGUUGAAUUCAAUCAUAAACAGCAAAAAUGAGCUCAAUUUUAACGAAUUCUCCAAAGAAAAAUAUGCCGCAUAACCUAAUGACUUCACCAGUGAGGCAAUUUAGGGUAGAUUCAAUUCCAAGAAGUCCAAGUUUCGGAGAAUUUUACCCAUGGAAGUGGUCUGAAAACGCCGAGAAUAUCCAACUCAGCCCCACCAGCUCCUGUUGUUCUCCAAGUGGGUCGGAUGGAAGUAGAACUCCCAAAGCGAGAGGUAGACCUAAAGCUGAAUCUAUCCCGAGUCUUCAGUUAGAGGGAUCCUUCUCACCUAGCAGUAUAAGAUGUAAGAUUUGUCAUCGUGUUUUUCCAAGAGAAAAGUCAUUGCAAGCACACCUUCGCACCCACACUGGAGAACGUCCAUACACGUGUGAUUAUCCUGGAUGCACCAAGGCAUUUGUUCAAAGUGGGCAAUUAAAAACACAUCAACGACUUCAUACAGGAGAAAAACCAUUUAAAUGUAAAAAUAGUGCUUGCACGAACCGCUUCACACAUGCAAACAGACAUUGCAGCCUCCAUCCAAAGGCAGGAAUCGAACGUGUAGAACAAGAAAAUCUUGUCGGAGGAAUUACAAAGAAUGAUGAAAAUGAUGAAGCUGUAGCCCUCUGGCUUGAACGUUUUGCAGCUACUACAAAAACACCUAGCAAGAGUAGUCUAAGACAGGAAAAAAGGAAACAACCCACAAAUGCCAAAAGGGAAGGAGAUGAAAGGAAACGGUCUCGCAUUACCGCAAGACGGCGCUUAGAGGAACAACGCGAAAAAUUCCAUUGUGCGGUAGCUCUUGUUGAGUUAGCAGAAAAACUACCGUGUGAUCUUUAACUUGAAAAUGUUUUUCUUAUUUUAUAUGUGAUGUCCAUGUUAUUGAAACAGAGCUAGUCAAACUAGGAACAAUGUACAUUGUAGUUAAUUUCUAUACAAAGCACAAUGAUGAAUUUUAAAUACAGAAAAACUGUAGAACAAAUUUUUACUAAAUGAUAAUCUAAAUCUAUUAUAUCUCACAAAUUCCUUUCAAACUUUUAUAAUAGAUAUUUUUUAUGAUAAUUAAACAUUUUAUAACUAUUUAAAAAUGUUUUGAUUUACCUGAAUUUCAUCUAUUGCUAAUUUUUCAUCUGUUUUACUGCAUAUAUGUUAUGUAUAUAUAUUGUAUAUAUAUAUCCCAAGAUGUAAAUGUUCAAUUGUGCAACAUAGAUAUAUUAAAAAAGGUAAUUAAUUAGAGGAAUGUAAAUAAAGCAUGCAAGUUAUUUAUUCUUGAAUUAUUGAAGCAGAAUACUCAAGUGUUUAAAAAGGUUUGGGCUCUAUGAAUUGAGACCAAGAUAUGAAGUGUAAAUUAGCCUAGCUAAACUGUCUGAAUAAAAUAAUGAAAAAAAAUAAA
Messenger RNA from Anneissia japonica, 1502 nucleotides. RefSeq names its product zinc finger protein 367-like. Gene Ontology annotation, biological process: regulation of transcription by RNA polymerase II; central nervous system development. Lineage: Eukaryota; Metazoa; Echinodermata; Crinoidea; Comatulida; Comatulidae. Gene Ontology annotation, cellular component: nucleus. The record is from RefSeq and is a predicted model, not a curated record. The coding region runs from base 125 to 949 and encodes 274 amino acids. The transcript has 4 exons. Gene Ontology annotation, molecular function: RNA polymerase II cis-regulatory region sequence-specific DNA binding; DNA-binding transcription factor activity, RNA polymerase II-specific.